AACCAAUUCCCAUCUUUCUAGUUUCACAAGUCGUUUCUGGGAAGAAAACUCCCUCUCUUUCUCUGGUUCCCGCUUUCUGGAGAUUGAAUCUUGGCCUUCUAUCGAUCCUUCGUCAUCAUCUUGGACCUUAGUCGUCUUGAUCUUGAAUUCGAUCGCUGCCAUGGAGGUCCCGUCCAACUCCAGCUCCGACUACUUGUCGAUCCCGCAGCAGCAGCAUCGUCACCAUCACGCGCCCGAACAUCCAUCUAACCCACCAUCUGCUUCUCCUCACCCUGUGGACACCACCUCUGUUUCCCAGAGACUGCAGAAGGAGUUGAUGUCACUCAUGAUGAGCGGUGGAGAUCUUGGAGUAUCAGCUUUUCCUGAUGGUGAGAGCAUUUUUACAUGGAUUGGCACGAUUGAAGGUGGAAAAGGAACUAUAUAUGAGGGUUUAUCGUAUAAACUCUCCUUACGGUUUCCCCUGGACUAUCCUUUUAAGCCGCCCCAAGUAAAGUUUGAGACCAUGUGCUUUCAUCCAAAUGUUGACCAGUUUGGCAACAUUUGCCUUGACAUUCUUCAGGACAAAUGGUCUUCAGCUUAUGAUUGUAGAACUAUUCUUCUGUCAAUUCAAAGUUUAUUGGGAGAGCCUAACCCAGAGAGCCCUUUAAACAGCUAUGCCGCGACACUUUGGAACAAUAAAGAAGAUUACAGGAGAAUGGUGCAUAAACAAUAUUUUGCCGGAGAAUCACUUGAAAGUUGACGGAUACAAUUUGAGUUGGACAGAUCACCUUACUUUUCCACACGACAGUUGUAAAGCUCUGAAGCGAAAUUCUUAAGGC
Molecule: messenger RNA, 818 nt
Organism: Neltuma alba
Lineage: Eukaryota; Viridiplantae; Streptophyta; Magnoliopsida; Fabales; Fabaceae
Product: probable ubiquitin-conjugating enzyme E2 C
Exons: 6
Coding region: 161-739 (192 amino acids)
Source: RefSeq, a predicted model, not a curated record